CGGACACAGAGAGGAUUCAUCCUAAAAACCGGCGUAUCCGUUUUUAUUAGUGACAAACACUGACUGACAGCCCUCCUCACCCGUGUCCCCUUCACGGCCUCGGUUCCCACGCUGAUGACACAGACCCCAAUACAUCAAUUGAAAGCGAAAAAGUGAGCUUAGGCUGUCGGAGUUGGACUUUUUCUUCCUGUCCCUGCAGCACGUCUGUCCUCUCUCUCUCUCUUUCUCUCUCUCUCUCUCUCUCUCCCUCUCUAUCUGAGGCCGACAUAUAAAACAUUCCCACAGAGGAUCCAGAGGAGAUUAUCUUCACCCGCAUCUCUCUCCGUUCUCUAGCUGUCUCAUUUUAUUUUCCCUGCGUCCGAGACCAUGGCGGAGUACAGCUCUCUGCUCAGCGAUCUGUCUGAAAAUAUCACCAACGAGGACCUGGAGCAGCUCAAGUCAGCCUGCAAGGAAGACAUCCCCGAGGACCAGAGCAACAACAUCACCUCCUCCAAGGAGUGGUUCAGCUACCUGGAGAAGAACGACAAGCUGGCUCAGGAUAAUCUGUCGUACAUCGAGCACAUCUUCGAGAUUUCACGGCGACCAGACCUGCUGACGAGGGUGAUCGAGUACCGCACCACCGUGCUCAAGAUCUCAGAGGAUGACGAGAUCGACACCAAGCUCACACGCAUCCCCUCUGCCAAGAAAUACAAAGACAUCAUCCGCCAGCCCUCUGAAGAUGAGAUCAUCAAGUUGGCUCCUCCCCCUAAAAAAGUGUGAGGUGGCGACCCCGAGCCCUGAUCUUUGCACCUUGAUUUCUUCACUCCUGGCACUCCAAUCAACCACUGACCAACCGUUUCUGACCAGCCCCAUUACUCCCCCACCCUUACACACACACACACAUACACACACACACACACACACAAUAUACACAUGUACACACACACACAUACGCACCCUCCUCCUCCUCCACCCCUUACCCAUCCUGCACUAAAACUCGCUGUAACACACGACCGCGCAGGCAGCCACCGACCAAGCAACCAAUCAGAUCAGUAGCGAUGCAACCUUAGCCGCCGUUUCCAGAGCUGAUGGGAGACGGGAGAAGAAAAAAGGACAUUAGAAGAAGAAAUCUGGAGACGGAUCAACAGUAUGUGUGUGUGCGUUUGCGUGUGUGUUUGUGUGUGUGUGUGAGAGGAGAGCGAAAAAGAGAGAGCGCCAAAGUUUACCCUCGAUUCAAACACUGAGCGGGUCAGUUCAGAAUGUGUCUUAUAUGUUACACUGUUCAAUCUGUGAUGCUGUUUAUGCAAGUGUGUGUGUGUGUGUGUGUGUGUGUGUGUGUGUGUGUGUGUUGUUAUUGUUAAAACAAAGACUAAAUCCACCCAGGAGGAAUAU
This is a messenger RNA of Scomber japonicus (chub mackerel), 1371 nucleotides long. RefSeq names its product astrocytic phosphoprotein PEA-15. The coding region runs from base 367 to 759 and encodes 130 amino acids. Gene Ontology annotation, molecular function: protein binding. The transcript is spliced from 5 exons. The record is from RefSeq and is a predicted model, not a curated record. NCBI's taxonomy places the organism in Eukaryota, Metazoa, Chordata, Actinopteri, Scombriformes, Scombridae. Gene Ontology annotation, biological process: MAPK cascade; regulation of apoptotic process.